Molecule: messenger RNA, 225 nt
Organism: Gongylonema pulchrum
Lineage: Eukaryota; Metazoa; Nematoda; Chromadorea; Rhabditida; Gongylonematidae
Source: the annotation of a GenBank genome assembly
AUGGAUUUUCUGUUUGGCAGAAAGAGGACGCCGGCUGAGAUGCUGCGGCAAAAUCAGCGGGCCCUGAACAAAGCGAUGCGCGAGCUGGACAGGGAGCGGUCGCGUCUGGAGAUGCAGGAGAAGAAGAUCAUCGCGGACAUCAAGAAGAUGGCCAAAAUGAAUCAGAUGGCUAGUUGCUUUUUCGCAGCAUUCCUUUUUUGCUCGUCUCUGUUGCCCAGCUGCUGA